AUGGCUCGUACCAAGCAGACAGCUCGCAAAUCCACCGGCGGCAAGGCGCCACGCAAGCAGUUGGCUACCAAGGCUGCCCGCAAGAGCGCGCCAGCCACCGGCGGCGUGAAGAAGCCUCAUCGCUACCGCCCAGGCACCGUGGCGCUGAGAGAGAUCCGGCGCUACCAGAAGUCGACCGAACUGCUGAUCCGUAAGCUGCCGUUCCAGCGGCUGGUGCGUGAGAUAGCGCAGGACUUCAAAACUGACCUGCGCUUUCAGAGCUCGGCUGUGAUGGCCCUGCAGGAGGCGUGCGAGGCCUAUCUUGUGGGACUCUUUGAAGACACCAACCUUCGGUACCCGAUUACUAUGUCUGGUCGAGGCAAGGGAGGCAAAGGCCUUGGGAAAGGGGGUGCCAAGCGCCACCGUAAAGUGUUGCGUGACAACAUCCAGGGCAUUACCAAGCCCGCCAUCCGCCGCCUGGCUCGGCGUGGCGGAGUCAAACGCAUUUCAGGUCUCAUUUACGAAGAGACUCGCGGGGUGCUUAAGGUUUUUCUGGAGAACGUCAUCAGGGACGCCGUAACCUACACCGAGCAUGCCAAGCGCAAGACAGUCACUGCCAUGGAUGUGGUCUACGCGCUCAAGCGUCAGGGGCGCACCCUCUAUGGCUUUGGCGGUUAAGUG
Molecule: messenger RNA, 660 nt
Organism: Orycteropus afer afer
Lineage: Eukaryota; Metazoa; Chordata; Mammalia; Tubulidentata; Orycteropodidae
Product: histone H3.1-like
Cellular component (GO): nucleosome
Molecular function (GO): structural constituent of chromatin; DNA binding; protein heterodimerization activity
Source: RefSeq, a predicted model, not a curated record